CCCCAGGCCGAUAUCUGGUCUCGUCUAACUCUCACGCAUAUCCUUCCUUCUUCCAAGUACCGGGCCGGCUAGUUGAGGAGGAAAGAUCGAUAGACCUGGUACUACUUGAAUAUACACAUUAAUGGCGGCGGCGAGUAGGAGCGCGCCGGAGUGGUGGCGAGAUGGGGGAAGCGUCGACGACGGGGGAGCGGAGGUCGAACUGAGCCUACGGCUUCGGACCGGGAGCAGCAGCACGGCGAGGAGGAGCAUGACCAUAUUCUACAAUGGCCGGGUGGUCGCCGUCGACGUCACCGAGCUCCAGGCAAGGGAAAUCAUAACCAUGGCGAGCCAACAAAUUCUGACCGAGCAGCAGGACAGCGGCGGCGGCGGCGGCGGCACUGCAGUGGCACAGUACGGAGCUCAUGAGAAUCCAAGCCAGCCGGCGCCGCAACGUUGGGCUCCAUUGCUGGCUUCACGUUCGCUUCGUCAGGGAGCAGGGGCUGCUGCGCCGGUCACCAGCCAAGCGGCCGCCGCGGGGCUGUCGAUGAAGCGGUCGUUGCAGCGGUUUCUGCAGAAGCGGAAGACAAGGGUCGCAGCCAUGGGUUCGCCGUACGCCGGCGGCCGGCGGGCGAUGCCUUCCUAGCACUAGGCCGGUGGUUAAAAACACUUACUACGUACUAGCUAGCAUCUGGUUAUUUUUGUUCUUGAAACUUGUAUUUUCAAGCAUGAGAUUGGAGUGUUCAAAUGAAGUUUCAUUUGUUCGAGUGUUC
Molecule: messenger RNA, 749 nt
Organism: Triticum aestivum (bread wheat)
Lineage: Eukaryota; Viridiplantae; Streptophyta; Magnoliopsida; Poales; Poaceae
Product: protein TIFY 5
Exons: 2
Coding region: 122-622 (166 amino acids)
Biological process (GO): response to wounding; regulation of jasmonic acid mediated signaling pathway; regulation of defense response
Cellular component (GO): nucleus
Source: RefSeq, a predicted model, not a curated record